This is a messenger RNA of Ilex paraguariensis (yerba mate), 2007 nucleotides long. The record is from the annotation of a GenBank genome assembly. NCBI's taxonomy places the organism in Eukaryota, Viridiplantae, Streptophyta, Magnoliopsida, Aquifoliales, Aquifoliaceae.
GGGGGGGAGUUUUGUUGGAUUGGGAGGGAGAGGUCACAAGUGGAGGGAGCACAACGUGAAAGAUGGGACCACAUGCUCACCUUACUCCACCCAAACAAGGUUGAUGCAUUAAACUUGCCGGCCUUCCCCCUUCACCUAUGGAUUGCUCUUCCUCUGUAAAAAUUUUAAAGGAAGCUGGUUUUUCAGUUUAUAUUGAUUACUGAACCAUGAUAUAUGCUAAGCUGAUGUCAGUUAUAUUUUUGCUGUCCUAUAUAUCGUCUGGUUUCCUGUGCAGUCAUCUUGCUUUAUUCACCUCGCCUCUGGUUUUUCCUUUUUUUUCCCCCUUUAAUGAAUUUUGAGUUUGAUGACUGCGUUUCAAUUUUUCUAUUGUUUGUGAUGAAGUUGAAAGAUUCUAAUGUUGAAAGCUUUCUCUGACAUCUCCAUACGAUUGGGAGAGCUUGUUUGUUGUUGCUGCUGGUUGGUUUUGUACAUGCAGGACCAGUACGUAAAUCACAUUGUGAAUGAAACAGGAGCAAUUGUCUCGCUAAGAGGACGUGGUUCUGGAAAUGCUGAAAAUGUACAGGGUGAAGGGGGACAGCAACCACUGCAUUUGUUCUUGUCAAGUAAUAAUCCAAAAAGUCUAGAACGUGCAAAGCUUUUGGCUGAAAAUCUUUUGCAUACAAUCUGCGCAGAGUGUGGUGCCUCCAGGGUUUCAUCAUCUAACAUUUAUGGUGCUGUUCCACCCCCUCAGCAAGUUUUGGCUGGAAUUCUGAGUUCUGGCACUGAGUUCAAAGCAAAUAUUAUACCAGUUACUGGUUUGACAUCAUCGAAUGGUGGAUCUGUACCGGUUCCAGCAGACUCCCCAGUUACAGUUUCUGGUCCCCCUCCUGUCUUCUCCCAGGGGGCAGUACCUCACCUUCAGUCCCAAUCAAACGUGGUUUGCUAUCCUCAGCCUUUCUUAACAGGUGGAACAAGCUAUAGCGGAUAUGGUGGGAUAUACCCUCAGGUCACACCUUUGCAACAAGUUGCCUUAGCCCUUAGACAGUCAACUUCGACAGCCACUUCUACAGUUGCACCUUCUACGGCAGAAGCAGUCACAGCAUCAAAUUCAAGUAGGAGUUCUUCGGAGAAGAAUAAACCACCUCCACAGAAACGAAAAUUUCAGGAAUUACCAGUUGCUUCAAAGGAGCCUGCAAAACCUCACCAGAAAUCCUUACAGGGAUCAAAGUUUCUAAAGCCAUGUGUACUAACAUCAGAUUUGGAUGUAAGAAACAUCUCAACAAUGCCAGCUCCAAAGAAGUUAGUCCAGUCUUCAUCUGAUGGAAUGCCACCUCCUCCUCCGAGGACCAUGCCUCUGCCCCCAGCAAGGACCAUGCCUCCACCACCUCCAAAAUUCAAUUCGUCGAUGCCUGACCUGAAAGCGCUCAAGGACAAUUCCAUGGAUAAAUUAAAUGCGGAGACUCUCCCUGAUACUCUGGUGAAGCUAAUGGAGUAUGGAGAUGAAGAUGAAGACCUUGAGGAAACCACUGAAGAACCUUUUAAGGACAACUCGGAUGCACUACCAGUUCAAAAGCCAUUCUGGGCUGUGUAGACCUCAGGUCGUGGGAAAUUGUAGGAUAUCGACCAAGUACGAGUGAACCUAGAGACAGUGUGUUCCAGUGUGUUCCAUUUGUGCCGAGGAAGUGCCUGAUGUUGCAUGUUGCUAUGAUGAUGUUGAAAUUGCCCGUACUGCAAGUUGCCUCUCAGCCUGCCACAGUAAAGAGGUUGCUUAACACUGGGUCUUAGCUCUUUAGCAUUGGUUGUUGCAAGGUAGGUUGUAGCAUGCCAAUGGUAUAUAAUCAGAGCUAGGACAAAAGAGUUUAAUUUUCAAGGGAGAAAUUUGAGGGUUUUUUUUUUGAGGAAAAACCUCUCACGUUACCGAUGAGAGUUGAAUCAAGUUUAUAGUUUGUCUCGAACUAACUCAACAUCAUUUGACUACUUGUAUGGGUUAUCAAUUUUUAAAUAUUGUUUUUGGUCAUUUUCAAUUUU